AUGAUGACAGUUUCCGUCACCCCGAACCAGAAAGUUGCUGCCGUUUUCGCCGGAGCUUUCUAUGAACUUCUCAACCGCUUUUCCGGUUUUCUCAUCCCUAGACCGAAAAUCCCAAAAUGGUACUACUGGAUCUGUCCAGACUGUCCAGUUGCUUGGACUAUUUAUGGACUGAUUGUUUCUCAGUACGGUGACAUGGAAGAUACAUCGGACGAUAAAAUGGUUACAUUGAAAACCAUUAUGGGACGUGAAAUCAUGAAAGAGAUUUACGAAAAGCUUGUUCAAUUCUCAAUCACAUUUCGUGCCAAGUAA
Messenger RNA from Arabis nemorensis, 309 nucleotides. NCBI's taxonomy places the organism in Eukaryota, Viridiplantae, Streptophyta, Magnoliopsida, Brassicales, Brassicaceae. The record is from the annotation of a GenBank genome assembly.